Messenger RNA from Spirodela intermedia, 5868 nucleotides. The record is from the annotation of a GenBank genome assembly. NCBI's taxonomy places the organism in Eukaryota, Viridiplantae, Streptophyta, Magnoliopsida, Alismatales, Araceae.
AUGCUCAACCGGAGCUUUAAUGGGCCAGAGAGGGGGUCUACCGUCUCCUCGUCCGUGCCUCUGAGGCAGAAGCACCAGCACCACCCCCAGCAACAGCAGCCGCCGAGAGGGCGUACUCUGGGCGCGGUGAUAAAGGAGAAGGAUGAGGAGCUUGCUCUCUUCCUCGAGAUGCGCAAACGCGAGAAGGAGCGCCAGAACAGCCUUCUCCUCAACAAUAACUCUGAUGAGCUCGAUACUCUGCCAGGUAAACCUGAUCAAUCCACCUUCAUCAACCCACCUUACUGAUAACGGUGACACUGCCCCUCUUGAAGAUCGGGAGUAGCACAAGACUCCCGUCAUCCUGUUGCUUCUUUUCCUCCAAUCUUUCGAGCAAGACAACGUCAUUUUGGCGCAUCUUUAAUUCCAUGUUCCUCUUCCCUGUUGCAGAUUCAAAACCAGGGAGUUCUCCGAUAUUCAAGAUUGUCUCGUCUGUUCCAACACGACGGACUGGGGCUGAUGAUUUCCUGAAUUCAGACAACAAUAAGAACGAUUAUGACUGGUAAAGAGGGGAGGAUUGGUUCGAUCUUUGGAAUUCCCAGUUAGGAAAACAACUGGCUUACCAUCUUAAAAGUCUAACUUUGGCCCGUUGUUUGUGAAUCAACUUCCAAUUUCUUGUCGCUGUUAACCUUUGAUAUACCUAUAUUAGCUGCUUCAGUAUGCAAUGUUUAACAUUGUUGAUGUCAAAGAUCUGCGCCACACAGAAGACAAGUAGAUGUGGGAUUCAGGAGGCUGACCUGACGUUUGAUACACCACCACAUAGUGCCGCUGGUAUGUUGAAAGGCAUUGUUGGACCUGCACGCUAUCUGUUCGGCCAAGUGAAGGAAUUAGUGGGGAUGUCUCUCGUGGGAGCACCAUGAUGCACGAAUCGGAAAGGGAGUGGAAGGCUGGUUUGAGGGACAGGCUGAUGGAGAGUUGUGGAGAUAGUGCAUACACUUUCAUUCUUGUGGGGUAUUUUCUUGUACACCCACCUGAGAGGUCAUGUUUGAGCUGUCAUUUGAGUGAGAGAGAGACACCAUUACGUUGGUAGGCUUGACCCUUGAAACCUUUAUAGACUUGAGAGUCAUGGUCUUACAGCCUCUUUUCUUUGUUAAGGAGAACUUCCAUGGUUAACUCCUAUGUCUUUUGCUUAAUUUGGAACUUCUAAAUAGUCCUCACUAUUAGAUUCUGGCAAUGGCUAGAAACAUGGGUAUCACUUUGUCAUGUGAACCAAUCUUCUUGUUCGCUGUUUUUGGCUCUUUUCUGGUCUGGAUAAAGUCCGACAGAGAUAAACAAACUCCCCAAGAGCCACGAUAGCUUGUUCUUUUGUCUGGGUUGAUAUUCAGGGAACUUGAGGUGAUGGCAAUGUCCUGGGGAGUCUAUAUCAUUUAAUUGGAACCUUGAUGUCUCAUAGUAGACGAAGAUUAUUCUAUAAUGCGUUUGCACAUUCCACCUUCUUGUCUUGAGCGAACGAUAGAGAUGGGGUAGCCAAGGCACAAAGUUCCCAAGAUCUGAUGCUAUGUCAAUUGAUCGGAUCAUCUAAAGAAUAGUGACAUCUCACACUUGCCAGUUAAGAGCUGAGGAAGAUAUUGAGUGGAGAAAGAAAGGAAGAAAGGAAGAUUGAUGCUUCAGGCCCUUAGUUCCCACCUACUGCCGACUAAAAGUUUCCCAAUUUUAUGGGAUUGGGGUUGGGUUUGGGUAGGUCGUUGGAGAUUAUAUAGAGUCUGGUUUUUGGUGAAAAAGUUUCCGCUGAUCUUUGUUUAUAAUGAUAACCGUUUUUAAUAAAUACUCGCUUUUGAAUUUUCAGAAAUAAAUUUUUCACCUGAAUUGGCCAUUUUGCCCAAAUCCGUCAAUUUGGAUUGGAUUUGAUUGCAUUGCACAUAACGGCUACCUCUCCUGUACCUACUUUGUCUCCCCUCUCGUGUGAUCUUCUCACUGGUUGCACCGAUGUUGGCAGUUGUAUUGGUGGUUGCUCUCCCUUUUGCCUGCAGAGGUAGCUCGACGUUACCCCGUCCAAACUUCCUAAUAGGACAUGCCCAAAAAAAUGUAGAAAUGCAAAUAUCAAUAUUUGGAAUGUAAAAUUUCUAUCUUUUUUCUAAUGUCAUUUCUCACAUCAAACAAUGGCAUGGUAGGACCAGCUCUCCCUGCCGCAAGAAGUGCAGUUUUUUGAUGAUUUAUACCGUGGUUAUCUAUAUAUGUCGAGCAUUUCAUUAUCUUUGGAAACUUAUUAGGCACGAAAUCGAUUGAUAUAAGUUCUGCAGCAUGCUGCUGUUGUGGCUUUUCACCGAUAUGCCCUUUUGAUGGUUUGUUCAUUUGUUGAAUGUUUUUGUCCUGAUAAUUUCUGCAACUCCAAAUGUGCAACCACAUUAUAUCUUAUUUUAUUGAGUUACCUCUAUUUGAUGCAUUCUGUUGUAGACUGCUAAUAGCAAUUUUGCUUUUCUCACUUGUGGUAAUAUUCCAAAUUCAGGCUUCUGACACCACCAGGAACUCCUCUCUUCCCAUCCCUGGACAAAGAGACACAGAGGUCACCUGUUGGUCAUAUCGGAACUCCAAAAACUCGUCCAACUAUGCUCAAAUCUAGGGUGAGUAAAUAAGAUGAACUUCUUUGUCAUGUCUCCUGCUGCAGUUCAUGAAUAAUAGCAGUGAGGUUUCUUUGGGGCCACUGCUGGAAAAAUGAUCAAGACUGAAAUCUCAUUUUAGUUUGUUAAAUGCCGUAGAAUAUUGAUCUAUUGUGUUCACAGCUAUGUACUAGUUCUUGUGAAUAAACUUAACUUAAAAUGUCUUAUACACUAAAGGAAUGUGUGCUACUAGAAUCGCAUUUUAAUUUAACGUUCAAAUCUUUUGAAUUUACAUAACAAUUGACUUAAUUACUCUUGUUUGAGGGAAUGCAAGCUUGCACUCUCUUCGGAUGCUCUCCUAUGCUGCUGGUCCAUUCUUGUUAGACUAUGGUGAACUUUGCGCAGUUAUGGUCGAAUUUUUUGACUUUCUUAGAUGUAGAUAUGAUCAAUACGGCAAUAUGACAAAUGACAAAAAAUGAAAAGAGAUUAUGUGCCCCCAUCGCAUCUGGGGAGGUUGUGUCAUUCUAUGUCCAUUCUUGUCUAUGCUGCGUGCUACAAUAUUUUCUGCCCAUCCUAAACAUUUUUGUCCUCUUCCUGGGCCUCCUACCACGUUGUGUGGAGACUCAUCAUCACAGUUGGUGGCUAUGGAUGCAACGUCCUUUUACAUGGGUUCCUUCAACUUUUAAAACGUUUUUUUUUUUACCAGUUUUGGUCUCUUGUAGUCACUCGUUGCGCUAACAGGAGUAGUGGGUAAUUGACAGAACUUGGCGCGGUGUGUGUGUGUGUGUUCUAUUUGGAACAACAGAUUUCGUCUAUCAUUCCUUCAAAUAGCAAUGGCUUUCAAAGAAUCUGUAUUUUCGAGUAAAUUAAAAGCGUAAAUCUGAUGCCCAUGAGUCCUGCUGUCAUUCAUCUGAGGUGAACAGCGCGCAUAUAGUGUGUUUUCUUGCUGAAACGAGAAUGCAUUUGUCGGCGACCUUGCAUUGUCAAGAUCCCCUAGAGAUUGCCAACUAAACACCAACUUCCCAGUUGGUCGCUUGCUCCCACAGCCCAGGAGGUUUUUGAGUGACCCCGAAACUGUGCCUCCAGGAACUGCUGGGAAGGGGUGGCACGGGGGGCUGAGGGUUGUAUGAUUCAGUUCAGCAGCCUGGAUUGGGUGGCAUCUCUGUUCUUGGGUAACGAAAAAUAAACAGAUGGUCUGGAUAUGAUUUCGAAGUUAGGAAGGUCUGCUUUUGGUUUCACUGAAAAAAAAAUCUUGUUUUUUUAUAUUAUUAUGAUUAUUGCAGAAGCCCGUAGAGUUAUUUUUGCUUCCUUCUUGCCUUUUAAAUAUUUGUUUCUUCUUUGUUCGCCAAACUUGUUCUCUGGAUUGAUAUAGACCGAUGCAUCACUUGCCUCUGCCUUCCUGCUAAUCUGACCCGACCCUAGAGCGGCGGCCCGCGUGGGGUUGGUGCGCACAUUUUUGGCCCGGCCUCUCAAGCGGCCUGCGUGGCAGUUCGCUCCCAUCAGAUUCUGAUAAUUCAGAAGGAUCUCUCGCGUUGGUGGGGGGUCUGCCCAGAUAUGGCGCCAAUCCCGAGCGGGCCAGGACUGCUUCGUUGUUGCAGUAAAUCUAGUAUAGUUUAGUUUAGUUUAGUUUAGUUUAAUUUAAUUUGGGCUUCGCUCGGAUUUCUAUCGCCGUGCCAUGAGACCGCCUCUCCCAUCAAUCAAAUAAAUUCUCUUCUACUCGCCGCUAUGUUUCUCUCCCUCUGCUGCUGGCUGGCUGGCUGCUUAAACUGUUCUGGAAUUCGAUGGCUGCAGCUGGCUGAUCCUCAGGAAGCGCCUACCCGAGUGGGCGCGGUUGUUUCCAGGCACCCGAUCUCUUCCUUGGGCGCAGGCGCCGCUGGAGUGGGAAACCGACGGCCUUCAUCAUCGGGGGGUCUCAGUCUCAGCUCAGUCUCGUCCAGGCCAGCAACGCCGACCGGACGCCCCGUGCACCCACCCGCCGUCACUUCUUCAAGGCCCUCUCGUUCCUCGACUCCCACUUCGCGGGCGAGCAUCACCUCAUCAACAAGGCCGGCGGCGGCUGCUCCCCCGAGAUCGUCCACCCCGGCCGCCGCCAGAUCUUCUACGCCCACUUCCAUCCGGUCUUCGUCCGCAGCAGCAGCAGCAGCAGCAGCAGCGGGAGCACCGAGCAACCCGUCCUCGUCGAGGAGGUCCGCCACUCCUACUGCCACUGCACGACGGGCAUCGGGGCCCCCCGCCGCCGUUGUUCCGAACUCCAACUCCAACUCCUCCGGCGCGAAGUCAGCGCCGACGCCCACGCGAUCCUCCUCGGUGACCAGGAGGAGUUCGGCGCCGGCAACCAGGAGCUCGGUGCCGUCAACCAGGAGCUCGGUGCCGUCGCCGCGGGGGCCUUCUCCGACUGUGAGAUCCAGACCGUGGAAGCCGUCGGAGAUGCCCGGGUUCUCCCUCGACGCGCCCCCGAAUUUGAGGACCUCCAUGCCCGAGAGGCCUUCCUCGGCGUCCCGCGGCAGGCCCGGGGGGGCGCCUGCUGCUCGUUCGGCCUCCGUCGAGGCGACCGCUCGUCUUACUGGUGCUGGUGCUGGUGGCGGCGGCAGGGGGAGGCGUCAGUCCUGUUCCCCUUCCCGGGGGAGGGCUCCCAACGGCGUCGCCGCCGCCCCCGUUCGCAGCGGCGGCACCUCCAUCCCUGCAGUGACCCGGUCGAACGCCAGCGGUGGCGGGGGCGACGGCGUCAGCCCGGUGCUCAUCGGGAGCAAGAUGGUGGAGAGGGUCGUCAAUUUGAGACGGCUCGCUCCCCCGCGACGUGACGAGCAUGGGGGAUCUUCCAAGGGCUGCACCGGCGGGAAGUCCUCGUCGUCGCCGGAUAGCUCGGGCUUCGGGAGGAACCUCUCCAAGAAGUCUCUGGACAUGGCGAUGCGGCACAUGGUAAGCCCCCCCCCUCCCCCCAACUCCCCCGGGAGCUGGAGCUGGAUUGUUCUUUUAAGCUUAACGACCAUGAUGGAUCGAUGGAUGGAUGGAUGGUGGUGUGCUUCAGGACAUACGGCGGAGCAUCCCGAACAGCCUGCGCCCGCUGAUGACGAAUAUUCCGGCGUCGUCCAUGUACAGCGUGCGGUCGUCGGGGUCCACUGGGAGGACCAGGGCGGUGGGCGUGUCCGACUCCCCCCUCGCCACCAGCAGCAACGCCAGUUCCGAGCUGAGCGUCAGCAACGUCCGCUGCCUGUACGGAAGCGAGGUGGAUGACGAUAAGGAGACGAGAUCCUCUUCCUCUUCCUUCCCUCCCCGCGGCGGUGAUACGACCUGA